UGUCAAGUUCAGUGAAAGCACUUCGUGAUAAGUCGAGCCGACCGAUAGGACCGACAACACUCCCGCAUUGCAUUAUUCUCGAAAAAAAUAACUACACCUUUUAAAGUUUGCAUUUUUUGGGGGAAAAUUACGUGAGAGAGCGGCCAUUAACGUCGGAAAUUGCAAAUCUGAUGGAAAAGAUGGAUUAAAUCCACGAAUCUUUAAAAGGUUAUAUCUGAAAUCUUUGCAUUGCGCCCACCAAAAGAAGAGAAAAAGGCUUCCUUCCUUUUUCUCUGUUCCCUGCAGGCAGCACUCUCGCAGUCUCUUGAUGCGGACCCAUGACCGCGAGCUUCUCCUGAUUCAAAUUCGGGGCCCGGAGGAGCGGAUUCUUAUCAGUCUCGAGCUCCAAGAAGAGUACGGAGAGGAGAGGUUGGUCUGAGGGUCUCAUUGCUCUCUUGCUUUCCAUUGCUAUUGCGGAGUGAAGAAAGAUGGGGGAACCUGCGUGCCUGCUGAGGUCCUUCUCUCAUCCUUCGGAUGCUUCCUAUGAAGUCAGAAAGGGCGACCCGGCUCGUGCCCUCACGGACUCGGUCUCGUUCGGUCGGUUCAUGUCGGAGUCGUUGGCUUGGGAGAAGUGGUCUGCCUUCUCUCACAACCGGUACUUGGAGGAGGUCGAGAAGUUUGCAAAGCCGGGUUCUGUUGCUCAGAAGAAGGCUUACUUUGAGGCCCAUUACCGGAAAAAGGCUGCACUCCGGGAAGCAUCAAAUGUCGAGGAACCGAGUUCAGAGGCAGAUGUUGAGACUCCCACUACUGGAUUGGAGUCUGUGGAAUCAGAAAACCGCUUCACAUGUGAUGAGCAGCCAGAGGACGAUUCCAUGGAUAAGACAGUUGAUGCGUCUCUUGCCUCCGCAGAUGUCCCAAUGCAAGAAAGCAAAUUUGAAAAUGUGGAGGUGACGAGUUCAGGACCUUUAGAACAAGGUGCUGCCGUGGAGGAUCUUGCCGUGAAAGAGGAUUCAACCCAAAUGCAUAAAUCAGAUGAAUGUAUUGAGAUUAGAAAUUCAGAGAGAGAGACGGUGCAGGAGGAAAAGGCUGCUGAUCCAGAGACUUCAACUUCGACUGGUGGAAAGAAACGAGUAAUUUCAUCCUCAAAGUCAUUGGAUAAAAGCAAAGCAUCGAAGCUGCUACUCCCUCGUGCCAAAGGAAUCCCAACCAUGGAAAAAGGAAAUGGAAAGGACUCUGCUCCAAGUAGGGAGAAGUCAGUGAUUGAGAAGAGGAAAUCAGCUUCAAAAUCUCUCCACAGGUCGAUCAAUUUUCCUUCCUCAACUGUUUCUACCAGUAAACCCCUCUCUCCGGUGCUUCAGCAGAUCAAAAAGCUCAAAGACAUUACGGCCUCGCUGAAAUUGCAACAGGACAGUUCAAGUUCUCGAAAAAUCCCGACUAGGGCAUCUGUUAAUGUGACCUCAAAGAUUAGCUCAGCUCUAAAACCAGAAGAACGAAGCAGGACUAAGACGUCACUAAAUAAGUCAGUAGCAGGAAGACUGAUGACAGAAAAGACUUCAAGUUCCACUACAAAGGAGAACUCAAAACUUUCGUUCACCAGUGGAAGCAAUGUGCAAUCUCCUGUAGUGUGCUCGCCCUUUAGGUUCAGGAGUGAAGAAAGAGCGGCAAAACGCAGAGAGAAGCAAGAAGAGAAGAUCAACGCUAAGGAGGAGGCUGAAAGGGCAAAGCCCCAUCAAAGAUACCGGUUCCUGAAUGGAAGGCCUCAAUCACCUAAGCUCGCGAAGAAGGCUACUCCAGUUACAGGCCCGGAAACAAAACCUAGACCUCCGCGUCAAAAAACUACGGUCAAAGUCGAGAACGCCAAUCACGCUAAAGGGAAGAGCACUCUAAGCACGAGAGCUUCGGUCCCGUCAUUCAUACCAAGGAAUAAUGUUCGUGAAAAUUCUUCUCCAAAUAUUCCUCGGUAGAAUGUGAAGAGCAGAAGUGUGCUAGGUCCAUAUUCCAUGAGGAAUGCGAACUCGAUCGCCGACCUUUGCUGGUUGACGCGCAUGCCUAUAUUGGGAUGGUAUGGUAUAGAUAAAGGAAAUAAUGUCAUUUUUCGAUGUUGUGUUGGAAGUUUAGUCUAGGCGGAGUGACACAGUAAUAGGAGGGGUUAUGGAGAGAGUAUGGACUUUGAGAGAAUGUAUGUUACAUUGUAGAUACACUUGGUUCGAUGCUAGAUACUAUCAUAAGGUGAAAUUCUUGCAAUGGUCUUACCGAAUAUAUUUUUGAUCGGGAAUGAAA
This is a messenger RNA of Punica granatum (pomegranate), 2259 nucleotides long. The record is from RefSeq and is a predicted model, not a curated record. Lineage: Eukaryota; Viridiplantae; Streptophyta; Magnoliopsida; Myrtales; Lythraceae.